Messenger RNA from Heteronotia binoei (common prickly gecko), 1883 nucleotides. It is a transcript of the gene SCEL, whose product is annotated as sciellin. NCBI's taxonomy places the organism in Eukaryota, Metazoa, Chordata, Lepidosauria, Squamata, Gekkonidae. Gene Ontology annotation, cellular component: cytoplasm. The record is from RefSeq and is a predicted model, not a curated record. The transcript has 22 exons. The coding region runs from base 2 to 1486 and encodes 494 amino acids. Gene Ontology annotation, biological process: epidermis development.
GAUGACAGCAUUCACUGUGGCAAAAUCAUCUCCUAGCAAAAGUGAUGUCAAGAAUGCUUCCCUUGUGAUGAAGAGCAGACAGCAGGUUCUGAAUGAGGUCAACAAGCGGAGGACGCUCUUGCAAGACAGCAGCUGGAUAAAGAAACAACCAGAAGAGGAAACCAUUGAAGAAAACUAUGGUAGAGCUGUUCUUAGUCAAUACAAGUCACAAGACAGUUUACACAGGAGCACGGAUGAAAAGGAAGAACAGAAAGCUUUCAUUAGCCGUUAUCAAUCGGAUACUACUUUAAAUAGAAUUUCUGACAGGAAUAAUGCUGACAGAACAAAUAAGCUUCCUGCCUUGGAUAGCAGGCCAAAUAAUGGCAGGGAAUCUGUUGUAUCUGGGAACAUGGACAAUGCCGCAUCUCCUGUGAAGAAGAAAAGGCAAUCAUGGAUGCCUCCCCCAGUUCCAGGUCAGAAGCCCACCACUGACCACAUGGAACAACAACACAAACGGCAGUCUUGGACUCUGCCCAGUACAGCUGCAGUGGUCGUCACAAGCGAUAACAAACAGGUGGCCCUUACUUCAGACAAGCCUGGAGGUCAAAAGAUGACCGUACACUCAUCGAGGCCAAUUACACCUCCGAAGCCAAAUAAUGCUGCGAAUGACCAACUCAGAACAAGGCAAAUAUGUCCAGCAAAACCCAGUGAAUCAAAUGCUGGCAGAACCACCACUGCAGAGAAGACUGAGAGAAGCCAAGGCCUGGACAGUCUCAUCCAAGUCAAAGCUGCAGGUGAUAAAAGUGAAAAGGGAAGUCAGGAUUUGGACAAUCUCAUCCAAGUCAAUCCCGUGAGCAACAAGAAUCAAAAGGGAACCCUUGAUGAUCUCAUCAAAGUGAAUUCUGCAUCUAAUGGAUAUAACAAAGGAGGAAGAGAUCUUGAUGACUUCAUUGAUGUCAAUAACGCCGCAUCACAAAACAAAAGAAGCCAAGAGCUCGAUGACCUCAUUGUAAUAAGACCUCUUACUGUGGAUCAGAAUAAAAAGUGGGUAUCUGAACAAGACUGUGAAUCGGCCAAUACUCCAGACAAACGUUUGGAUACCAACCAUUCAUACCAGGUUACAAGGGGAUCCAGCUAUAAUGCCUCGAGCAGUUGCUCACAUCCAAAGGACACUAUUGUGUACACAAGGACAUUUGAGAAUAGCCAAUUUCCCCAUGAUGCGUAUGAAGACACCUUCCAUGGCAAAUCUAUUAAAACUGUUUACUCAACUUCUGACAGGACUGUUAUUGAAAAAGACAUGUGCACAUUCUGCCGGAAGCCCCUGGGCACAGACACGAAGAUGGUUCUGGAUGCCUUGCAGAUCAGCUGUCAUGCAACUUGCUUCCGGUGUGAAGUCUGCAAAGGCCCUCUGGAAAACCUGAAGGCAGGAGACAGUAUUUGGAUUUACAAGAACACAGUGCACUGCGAGCCCUGCUAUUCUAAAGUGAAAGCAUCGUGGAUCAACUAAUUUUGACUUACUGGCUUAGGUGUGAUCUCAUAUGAUUAGCUAUGCACAUUUAUCUUUGGAAAGCAUAUACUUUCGGGGAGGGAUAACUGCUGUUUCCUACAAGCAAUUACAAACUGUAGUCAGUUGUAGAGAAGAAGAAACUGAAACUAUACCCAGAUUCUGAAAGAGAAGAAAUGAUAUAUGGUGGCCCUUGGUAAGAAGAGGUCUGCAGUAGCCACAAGAAGAGGAUGUCUCGAGUAUAUUGUAUGAAGAUACCUGAUUAAGCUCUGAAGAACGUGUAUUCUGUUUUCUGUUCUUUCAUGUAUAGUCCAUACCUACACGAUGACUGUCUUGUGUGAAUGAACCAUUGCAGAUCUGAUACAACAGACAGCAUGCUAUCACCUCCUGUGCAGUCAGC